Messenger RNA from Sorex fumeus (smoky shrew), 2675 nucleotides. RefSeq names its product MLX interacting protein (gene MLXIP). Gene Ontology annotation, cellular component: nucleus. Gene Ontology annotation, biological process: regulation of transcription by RNA polymerase II. The record is from RefSeq and is a predicted model, not a curated record. NCBI's taxonomy places the organism in Eukaryota, Metazoa, Chordata, Mammalia, Eulipotyphla, Soricidae. Gene Ontology annotation, molecular function: DNA-binding transcription factor activity, RNA polymerase II-specific; protein dimerization activity; RNA polymerase II cis-regulatory region sequence-specific DNA binding. The transcript has 17 exons. Bases 6 to 2633 code for a protein of 875 amino acids.
GCCCCAUGGCCGCCGACGUGUUCGCCUGCUCCCCGCGCCGGCCGCGCGGCCGCGCCCGGCCCGCGCCCCUGCGGCCGCCGCCGCCCGACGACGACGACUCGGAGCCCGACGAGGCGCCGGGCCGGGCCCCCGCGAGCGACGCGCCGCCGCCGCCGCCGCCGCCGCCGCCGCCGCGCCGCCAGCAGAUCAUCCACAGCGGCCACUUCAUGGUGUCGUCGCCGCACCGCGAGCACCCGCCCAAGAAGGGCUACGACUUCGACACGGUCAACGAGCAGACGUGCCAGACCUACAGCUUCGGCAAGACCAGCUCCUGCCACCUGUCCAUCGACGCCUCGCUCACCAAGCUCUUCGAGUGCAUGACGCUGGCCUACAGUGGGAAGUUGGUGUCUCCAAAAUGGAAGAAUUUCAAGGGCCUGAAGCUCCAGUGGAGAGACAAAAUCCGGCUCAACAACGCCAUCUGGCGGGCGUGGUACAUGCAGUAUCUGGAGAAGCGCAAGAACCCCGUGUGUCACUUUGUCACCCCUCUCGAUGGCUCUGUGGAUGUGGACGAGCACCGGCGGCCAGAGGCCAUCACCACAGAAGGGAAGUACUGGCGGAGCCGCAUCGAGAUCGUGAUCAGGGAGUACCACAAGUGGAGAACCUACUUCAAGAAAAGGCUGCAACAGCACAAGGACGAGGACCUUUCCAGCCUGGCCCAGGAUGAUGACAUGCUCUGCUGGCCCAAGCAUGGGGAUGGCUGGAAGACCCCGGUGCCCAUGGAGGAGGACCCCCUGCUGGACACGGACAUGCUCAUGUCCGAGUUCAGCGACACCCUCUUCUCCACGCUUGCGUCUCACCAGCCCGUGGCCUGGCCCAACCCGCGGGAGAUCGCACAUCUGGGAAACGCAGACAUGAUCCAGCCGGGCCUCAUCCCUCUGCAGCCUAACCUGGACUUCAUGGACACCUUCGAGCCUUUCCAGGAUCUUUUCUCUUCCAGCCGCUCCAUUUUUGGCUCCAUGCUGCCCGCACCUGCCUCCACCUCUGUGCCAGACCCCAGCAGCCCACCUGCACAGGAGAGCGUCCUCCCGGCUGUGGGCCUCCCGGACAGUCUCAUUGCGGCCCCCACAGACACCACGCUGGACCCCCCUGAGCGGCAGAGUAGUGGGCACGCGCCCCAGCCCGAGGAGCCUUUUCUCCAGGCCUCGGACUUUGGCGCCCCGGUGGCGCCGCUGAGCACGGCCCCGUCCUUCAUGCCCGUCUUCCCCUUGCCCCUGCUGUCGCCCAGCCCCGCCCCCGCCCCCGCCGUGCCGCCCGCCUUCCUUCAGACACAGAAGUUUGCGGGCGUUGGCACGUCACCCUCGGUCAUCACCCACACGGCCUCGGCCACCCUCACCCACGACGCCUCUGCCGCCAGCUUUGGCCAGAGGCCGGGCCUGGUCAUCGCCGCACGCCAGGCCGCACCCUCCCCGGCCCCCUGCGCUCUGGCGCUGUCCCCUGCCCCCCGUCCACCCACCGUGGGCCCUCCCCAGCCCCAGCUAACCUUUGUACACCCCAAACCCAUGUCCUUAACCGGGGGGAGACCUAAACAGCCCCCCAAAAUAGUGCCUGCCCCCAAGCCAGAGCCCGUGUCCUUGGUCCUGAAGAGCGCCUGCCUGGCCCCAGCCGCCUUCUCAGGACACCCCCGUGCGGUGAUCAUGACCUCGGGUCCCCUGAAGCGAGAGGCUGUGUUGGCUGCGCCCGUGUCCCAACCCAGUGUCGUCCUCACGCCCGCCACCAUCGCCAGGGCCCCUGGAGUUGCGGAAUUCCACGGCGGCAUCCUGGUGACCGAGCUCGGCCCCAGCCCGGGUGGGCCCCGGCUUUUCUCCCCGGGCACAGUGCAGGACCCCCUGGUCAAGGGCGAGCAAGCCCCCGUGGCAGGCCCCAGCCGUGACUGCACUGGCCCCGGGCAGGCCUCGCCCUGCGCCCUGGAGCAGAGUCCUGGCCCCCAGUCCCCCCAGAACAGCUGCGUGGGGAAAGCCGCCGAGCCCAAAAACGUGACUGCUCUGAAGAACCGGCAGAUGAAGCACAUCUCGGCCGAGCAGAAGAGGCGCUUCAACAUCAAGAUGGCCUUUGACACACUCAACAGCCUCAUGUCCAACAACUCCAAGCUGACCAGCAACCCCAUCACGCUGCAGAAGACGGUGGAGCACAUCACCAAGCUGCAGCAGGAGCGCAGCCAGCUGCAGGAGGAGGCGCGCCGGCUGCGCGAGGAGAUCGAGGAGCUCAACGCCACCAUCCUCUCCUGCCAGCAGCAGCUCCCGGCUACGGGCGUCCCUGUCACCUGGCGCCAGUUUGACCACAUGAAGGACAUGUUCGACGAGUAUGUGAAGAGCCGGACUCUGCAGAAUUGGAAGUUCUGGAUCUUCAGCUUCAUCAUCCAGCCGCUGUUCGAGUCCUUCAAGGGCAGCGUGUCUGGCAGCAGCCUGGACGAGCUGCACCGCUCGGCGCUCAGCUGGCUGGAACAGCGCUGCUCCCUGCCCGUCCUCAGGCCCACGGUGCUGAGCACCCUCCGGCACCUGAGCACCACCACGUCCAUCCUCACGGAGCCCUCCCUGCUGCCCGAGCAGGCGGCCGAGGCCGUCACCAGAAUUGGCCGGAAGUCGGGGGAGUCGUAGCCUCGCUCAGCCCCCGGAGUGUGAGGAGCCGCGGACGCCCCC